AUGGGAAUGGUUUUUGGUAAAAUCGCUGUGGAGACUCCUAAACACACGGUGGUCAAAUCCGGCGACGGUUAUGAGAUCCGUGAAUAUCCUCCGGCCGUCGCGGCGGAGGUCACUUACGACCCUUCUGACUUCAAAGGCGACAAAGACGGCGGCUUUAUGGUCUUGGCCAAGUACAUAGGCGUGUUCGGCAAACCGGAGAACCAGAAGCCGGAGAAGAUCGCCAUGACUGCUCCGGUGAUCACCAAGGAGGGAGAGAAGAUCGCCAUGACUGCUCCGGUUGUGACCAAGGAAGGAGGAGGAGGGGAGAAGAAGACGGUGACGAUGCAGUUUCUGUUGCCGGAGAUGUACAAGAAGGCGGAGGAUGCGCCGCGUCCGACGGAUGAGAGAGUGGUGAUUAAGGAGGAAGGAGGGAGAAAGUACGGCGUGGUAACGUUCAGUGGUACUGCGGCGGAGAGUGUGGUGAGCGAGAAGGUGAAGAAGCUGAGGAGUGAUCUCGAGAGAGACGGGUUUAAGAUCACUGGAGAUUACGUCCUUGCGAGGUAUAAUCCGCCAUGGACGUUGCCUCCUUUCAAGACCAAUGAAGUCAUGAUCCCGGUUGAGUGAAGAACCAAACCCAAAGUUCAUAGCUUAUGGUCUCAAGAACAUGUUGUUCUGUUCCACUUUGUGUUUGUAGUUGAAUAAAUAACAAGAACAAUAAUGUAUACAACGCAAACUUUUGAUUUAAAUUUUUAUCGAGGCAUAAACAACAAAGUGCUUGUUCUGA
Brassica napus (rape) is the source of this 763-nucleotide messenger RNA. RefSeq lists its product as uncharacterized. The coding region runs from base 1 to 603 and encodes 200 amino acids. The record is from RefSeq and is a predicted model, not a curated record. The transcript has a single exon. NCBI's taxonomy places the organism in Eukaryota, Viridiplantae, Streptophyta, Magnoliopsida, Brassicales, Brassicaceae.